Molecule: messenger RNA, 912 nt
Organism: Trifolium pratense (red clover)
Lineage: Eukaryota; Viridiplantae; Streptophyta; Magnoliopsida; Fabales; Fabaceae
Product: dormancy-associated protein 2-like
Exons: 2
Coding region: 70-573 (167 amino acids)
Source: RefSeq, a predicted model, not a curated record
CCUCACUAGUUUUCUCAUCCUUUACUACCACAUUUGAACACAUUUGAAGUUUACUGUUGAGAUUGAACAAUGUAUUCUAAAAUGGCAAUUCUCAUCCUAAGCCUCUUGGCCAUGGUUCUUAUCUCCUCAGAAGUUUCAGCUAGGGACCUAGUUGAAACUUCCUCUGAUGCAACGAAGGAAGUUGUUGAACAAACUAAUGAUGUAAAUGAUGCCAAACAUUACGGUAGUGGUUACCAUAAUGGUUACCACAAUGGAGGUGGUUACAAUAAUGGGGGUGGUUACCACAAUGGUGGAGGAGGCGGUGGUUAUCAUAAUGGAGGAGGGGGUUACAAUAAUGGGGGUGGUUAUCAUAAUGGAGGAGGUGGUGGUGGUUACAAUGGCGGGGGUGGUUAUCACAAUGGUGGAGGUGGUUACAAUGGAGGAGGUGGUUACCACAAUGGUGGAGGAGGCGGAGGUUACCAUAAUGGUGGUGGUGGCGGCGGUGGUUACCAUAACGGUGGAGGUGGUGGCCAUGGUGGCCAUGGAGGUGGUGGCCAUGGUGAUGUGCAAGAUGAGAACAACACUCAUAAUUGAUAUCAUCAAGAUGCACUUUUUUAAUUACUACAUUAAAAUAAAUGUCGCAAAGACAUCAUGUUCUGUUUAGUAAGAAAGGCUAGAGAUAGACAUCAAUAUAUGCUGGUCUUAAAUAUAAAUAAAAGUCAAAAUAUAUUUGGUCGAAAAUAUAAACCAAAUAAAUUUUGAUUUUUACUUAUAUUUAAAAUCGGGAAAAUUAUCUAUCUUGCCACUGUAGUAUGAAUUUCAUAAGUGAAAAUCAUGUAUAUACCUAUGCAUCGCACUAUGUAGAUGUGGUGAUGAGCUUUUAAAAAAGUUGCAAUGUAUUGAAAAUUAUAUUGAAUAUCACCAUGUUCUUAA